Messenger RNA from Aureococcus anophagefferens, 2799 nucleotides. RefSeq lists its product as hypothetical. The record is from RefSeq and is a predicted model, not a curated record. NCBI's taxonomy places the organism in Eukaryota, Pelagophyceae, Pelagomonadales, Pelagomonadaceae. Bases 1 to 2799 code for a protein of 932 amino acids. The transcript has 3 exons.
AUGUCCGCGGGCCUCGUGCCGCACCCUCAGUUUGGGCCGGGCUGGUUCUUAUUCGACGGCCGGCCGGUGGUCCUGUUCCCAGGCACCGAGAACCCCGGAGUCGAGGCGGGGCCGCCGGGCGAGGCGGGCCUCGCCUACCAGGAGCGAGAUGGGGCUCUCUUCGUCCUCUCGCUCCGGGCGGGCGUGGGCGUCGAGAGCAAGCUAUGGAGCCUCGCCCUCGACGGGUGGGCGCCGGCGAUCGACGCGCUCGCCCGCGUCUUCGCCGAGCGCGAGGUCGGGCGGCUCGCCGGCGUCGCGGGCCCCGCGCCCGCGUACGUCGCCUGCGUGGCCUCCGAGGCCGCCACGCGCGUCAUCGUCGCCAUGUGCGAGGCGGCGGCGACGGCGACCCGCGGCACGGCCGUCGCCGCGGGCGCGCUGUCGACGGGCGGCGAGUUCGUCGUCCCCGCGAUCGGCGCGUCGAAGGCCGCGGAGCGGCGGCACUUCGCGGACCUCACCAUCGUCGCCGACCCGGACGCGACGCUCGCCGCCAUCGGCGACCGCCCGGUCGCCCUCGUCGCGGACGUGCUCCGCAGCGGCGGCGCGCUCGACGACGGCGAGCGCGCGCUGCGCGCCGCGGCGGCGCGCGCUGAGGCCUCUCUGGGACUCGGAGAGGUCAAAAAGCUGGCCCUGUUUCGUCGCGUGUCGGCGUUCCACGGCACCGUGACGACGCGCGAGAUCGAGCCGGGCCUGCGCGCGUUCGAGCGCAUCGUCGGCGCGAAGCUCGGGACCCCGGGCCGCGCCGCCAACAGCGAUGUCGCGGUCGUCUACAAGUUCACGGUGCGCUUCAAGGGCCGCGUCUACUACUACUACGGCUCGACGAUCGCGUCCAAGGAGAGCCUGGAGAAGAAGAAGGCGGAGGUCAUGGCGGCCCUGCGGGCCGGGGACCGCGCCGCGCUGGAGGCGCUCGGUGUCUUCUUCGCCGCGAAGCGCCAGAGCGCGCACCGCCGCCGCCUCCACUCGAAGACGCGCCGCCACUCGAAGAAGAUCAUGGAGCUCUUCGAGCAGGUCUGGGCGUCGGAGGACGCGGACGCGUCCAUCGAGCUCGAGAUGGUGGCGAUGAUCUUCGGGAAGAAGGACGACUCCCGGGAGUCCUUCAAGCUCUUCGGCCAGUUCCCGGCCGAGCAGCUCUUCGUCGACUACGCGUUCCGCACGCACGGCGAGGACUACGUCGUGAACACGGACAAGAACUGCGGCGCGUCCUUCUUCCGCGACUCCGCGACGUUCCGCCGGAAGCGCGCGCGCGCGAUCGUCGAGCGCCUCCGCGCGUUCAAGGCGCAGGACCCGGCGGGCUACGAGGUCUACGGCGCCAUCCUCGGCGCGUUGCUCGCGUCCUGCGAGUGCAUCCUCGUCGACGACGGCAAGGUCCGGGUCGCGGCCGACGCCGCGCCGCUGCUCGAGGGCGGCGUCGCGCCCAUGGACGUCGACGACGCGGCGUCGGCCGAGGGCGGCGACGGGUCCGAGGAGGACGGCGACGGCGACGACGUCGCGGGCGGCUUCUCGGUCCCCGACGCGUUCCAGGACGAGGACGACGACGGCGUCGACGGCUGGGACGCGUUGUUCGGCGACGACUUCGCGUUCGACGUCGGCGUCGACGAGGGCCUCGGCGGCGCGGGCGAGGACGCCAUGUCCGGGGUGUUCGUGGACCACGCCGAGGGCGUCCGCGAGCUCCGGGCGUUUGAGGCGGUGGCGAAGACGUCGCUGGCCCAGCGCGCGCUCUGCGCGGUGCUGAAGCGGCUCGACCUCGGCGACGCGGCGCUGCCGCAGCUCGAGCUCGGCGGCGGCGGCGACGGCGGCGCGAGCGAGGAGGCCGCCGCCGUGUUCCGCGAGCCCUUCGACGGCGACGCCGCGGGCGACGCCGCGGCCGCGUUGCGGGAUCUCGUCGACGAGCACGGCCCCAACGCCUUCGCGCCCGCGGCGGCCGCCGAGGCGCCGGCCGCCGACGUGUCGCCGGCCGACGCGCCGCCGGACGAGGAGGCGACCGCGCGGCGCGACGGCUCGGACGGCGAGUUCGUCGAGUCCGCGGCCGGCGACGGCGAGUCCGCGUCCGGCGACGGCCCGCCGGCCGCGCCGGGCGACGGCGCCGUCGAGCACACGUCCGCGCGGACGCGCUACUCCCUCGUCGAGGACCUCCGCCUCACCCACGCGCGGCGCAUCGGCGGCGACGCGUCGGUCGUCGUCGCCGCGGUCGCCGCGGCGCUGCUCCCCGGGCGGUCGCCGAGGGCGCUGGCCGUGCGCCUGCGCAGCCGCGUCGACCUCCGCGUCGUCCGCCUCGCGCGCGUCGUGCACGAGGACCUCGGGGCCGCGCGCGACUUCCGCGCGGAGCGCGACGCGGUCCAGGCGCUCGCGCCGGUCGCGCCGCGCCGCCGCGUCGCGGCUUGCGCCAGCUGGCGCACGGGCGACUGGUUGGACGCCGAGACCGAGUUUGCCGAAAAGGUCAUCCAGUACUUCCGCCUCGGCUGGCUGCCGAACUGCGAGAACGGCGCGUCGCUGCGCGCGCUCCUCGCGGAGCUGCUCCACUGCAACCCCACGCGCAUCACGAGCAAGCUCUUGCGGGGCGACGACGCGCUCGGCAAGACGGCCUUCACGACGCUCGGCGAGAUCGACGCGGACGCGUGCGCGCAGUUCCGGGCCACGGAGCUCGCCUUCCCGGUCGACGGGGUCUUGUACGGCACCGUCAUCCCCGCGGACGCCGUCGAGGGCGAGAUCGUCAUGAUCCCGUCCUCCGCGCUCACGCGCCUCCCGGACCCGGCGGCCGCCUAG